AUGCUGGAGGGUCAAGGGUGGGCGGAACGAGAAUCAGCGGCGGGAAGCGAGGGCGAGGCCGUGGCCGAUGAGAAUGCGACCACCAGCCAGAGCAAUAGUGAUAACGAGCGGCUGGAAACGGACGUAAGCAGCCAAGCUGAAAAGCCGCUAGAAGAAAGAGAAGACUUACGAGAAGAAGAGGAGAAAUCAGAAUCAGUAUCAGAAGAGAAAUCAGAAUCAGUAUCAGAAAGAAAAACCGAUAGAGAGGAAGAUGACAAAAAUUCAUCGAACGAACAAGGAGGAAGCAAGUCGGCGACAGAAGCUGUCCCACAGAAGAAAUCGAGGAAAAUUUCGUUCCAGGAACCAGUAUCAAUAAGUAAAAGCGAAGAGGAUGGACUGAAGAGCGACGACGGACAGAACGACGAUGAUAGGAAUCUAAUAAAUUUGAAGAAUAUUGUAUACAGCACCUGCGUUUACUUAAUUGCUUACGGAGCUUGUAUUCUUAUCGUUUCCGUAACUAUAAUGGUUGGAUAUUUUCUGAACGUCAGCCAGUGAAUAAUUCAGAAACUAAGUACUCCAGUAUCACUUUGAUAUCAUGAAGAUUACAUUAGAAUCUUGGUGUAAAGGAAAUGAUUCUAUUUUACAGGUCCCUUUUUGGUACCAGUAGCCGCAAUUAGUUAAAAUAAUAAUUUUGUCGAUA
Ceratina calcarata is the source of this 679-nucleotide messenger RNA. Its product is annotated as fap1 adhesin-like. The transcript has 4 exons. The record is from RefSeq and is a predicted model, not a curated record. Bases 1 to 534 code for a protein of 177 amino acids. Lineage: Eukaryota; Metazoa; Arthropoda; Insecta; Hymenoptera; Apidae.